CUUCUUCCGCAGUCCCCCCGGCGGCACGGCCCAGGCCUGCUCGGGGCGUGCGUCGGCCUGGCCGGCGGCCGAGGAAUUCUGGGUAACGACCGUGGCCGGCGGGGCGGCUGGCUCCGCCCAGCAGGUUCUACUCACGCCGGGGCGGUUGGCGGUGGCGGUUGUCGGGCCCGGGCCAGCGGGACAUGGAGCAGCCGUGGCCGCCGCCGGGCCCCUGGAGCUUCCCGAGGACUGUCGGGGAGGCCGAGGAGGAGAGCGACUUGGACGUGUCCCCCUCUUCUUCCCACUGCCCGCCGGUGCCUGGCGGCGGCGCCCAGAUGUAUAGCGAUGGGAUUGAGCUAGCUUGCCAAAAGCAGAAAGAAUUUGUGAAGAGCUCUGUGGCGUGCAAAUGGAAUCUUGCUGAAGCCCAGCAGAAACUUGGCAGCUUAGCACUGCAUAACUCUGAGUCCUUGGAUCAGGAACAUGCCAAAGCACAGACUGCAGUGUCAGAACUGAGGCAGCGGGAGGAAGAAUGGCGGCAGAAGGAGGCGGCUCUGGUCCAGAGAGAGAGGAUGAGUCUCUGGAACAUGGAUGUCAUUAGCAAGGAUGUUUUUAAUAAGAGUUUUAUUAAUCAAGAUAAAAGAAAAACAGAAGAUGAAGAUAAAUCACAAUCAUUUAUGCAGAAAUAUGAGCAAAAAAUCCGACAUUUUGGUAUGUUGAGUCGGUGGGAUGAUAGUCAGAGAUUUCUGUCUGACCAUCCGUACAUUGUAUGUGAAGAAACUGCUAAAUAUCUUAUUUUAUGGUGUUUUCAUCUAGAAGCUGAGCAGAAAGGUGCUCUAAUGGAACAAAUAGCACAUCAGGCUGUGGUAAUGCAGUUUAUUAUGGAAAUGGCCAAAAACUGUAAUGUGGAUCCAAGAGGCUGUUUUCGUUUGUUUUUCCAGAAAGCCAAAGCAGAGGAAGAAGGUUAUUUUGAGGCAUUCAAAAAUGAACUUGAAGCUUUCAAGUCAAGAGUAAGACUUUAUGCUCAAUCACAAAGCUUUCAACCUGUAACAGUUCAGAAUCAUGUUCCCCAUUCUGGUGUUGGAUGCAUAGGCUCCUUAGAAUCCUUAUCACAGAAUCCAGAUUAUCUUCAGUAUUCUAUCAGUACGCCUCUCUGCGGUGUCGACUCAGUGCUGCAUAAGGAAGAGGAGGAGAAAAUGAUGGAUACUGUAUAACUCACUUAAGACUGCUGAGGCCAAGGACUAUUUUGUUACAAGAAAGGAAGAGCUUGGCUAUUUUCUUGACACUUUUAUGGGUGCUGCACUUUAUUUUUGUUCGGUUUUUGAUGGGAGGGAAAAGAGUACUGAAAUGUUUUGCAACUUUUUUUUAUGUGCUGCUAGGGUUUUUUGUUGUGUUGUUUUGUUUCUGAAGGGAGGAGUGGUACCAUAUGUUGCAGGAAGUCAAACUGGACUCUCCCCCACCCCUCAGUUACUAAAUUUGCCUUUAACUGUUCUUAAUUUUGAAUCAAAGUAUGAAAAUCUGCACAAUGCAAUGUUUACAAGACUGGCCGACUGAGGAGGCAUCUGCUACAUGGUCUUUUUCCCGUGGAUGUGUACAUGUCCUACUUCAUGGAAAGAAUUAAAGAUACAAAUGUGCUUAUGUCCCACCGAAAAGUUCAGCUGUCACAUCUGGUGUUCAUCACAUUAAAAGCAAUAAAUUAGUAGUGGUAACCUACUUUACUAAUAAGUAAACUGGAUGGCACAAAUUAUUGUUUUAAGGUAAUAUUUACGUUUGUAUUUUCGGCACCACCAGUUAACUCCUUGACUAUAAAUUUGGUAUUAAAAACAUGACAUUUACCCCUCAAGUCGUCUCAAAACUGUUCAGAAGUUGACUUUAUCCUGAUGACUGUUUAAAUAUUAAGGAGUGUGGCAUGUGUAGAAAGCGAUACAGUUUUCUGUUUUUCCAGCAAGAUGAACUGCAAGCUUACUCUGAUUUCUUUACUUGACAUAGUCUGGGACCUCUCAGGGAGUAAGUUUUAAAAGAAUAGUAAGGGCCUGUAAGAACAAACAGGAAGAGUAAGAUCAUUGUUAAAUCACCGUUAUUGUGUGUUUCCCUCUGGUGAAGCCUUGAGAAAUGUUGUAGCGCUAAGCUGCCUUGAGCUGCCAACCAUGUCUAAGAACUUGAUAACAGUCACCCUCAGUGGUGAUGAUGGGUUUCACUCCAUCUGUUACUAGCUUCUAGCUCAGUUACAAGAUGCUUCUGAGCUUCACUUCUUCCUAUAUAAGUCACUGCAGAUCCACCAGGAUAUUUGAUUCUUUUUAUUUAGAAUUAGAUGACAGUGCCAAUUAUGAUAUCCUUAUUAUUUGAGGAUUAAUCUUCUGACUUACAGGAGCAUUAGCUUUGAUUAUUUUUGAGUGUAAUCUUUGGCUCAGUACCCACUUCAAUUCGUAGCAAAUAUUUGGAAUGUGGGUACCUGGGGUUGGGACUAUAGGUCUCAGUUUGAGUAAGAAAAUCAUGUUCAGUGGCCUGCGUAGGUCAGAGCUGUGACCUUGGCUUCAUCUGUCUUCUGUCAGCCAAGGGGGCUGAAGUAGGUGAUGGGGUACCUAGUACUUGUGGAAAUGGACUGGAAUCAUUGAAUCAUACUCCUGUAAUGUCACAAUCUUCCUGGUUCCCAGAAUAAAAGUCUUUUUGUGCUUUUGAUAUAAAUAUAUAUACUCUAUAAUAAAAUGUUUGACUAAUUUA
Peromyscus maniculatus bairdii (prairie deer mouse) is the source of this 2697-nucleotide messenger RNA. RefSeq names its product cell division cycle 37 like 1, HSP90 cochaperone (gene Cdc37l1). NCBI's taxonomy places the organism in Eukaryota, Metazoa, Chordata, Mammalia, Rodentia, Cricetidae. Gene Ontology annotation, molecular function: protein-folding chaperone binding; heat shock protein binding. The record is from RefSeq and is a predicted model, not a curated record. Gene Ontology annotation, cellular component: cytoplasm. Gene Ontology annotation, biological process: protein folding; protein stabilization.